AUGGAUUACCCCGAGCCCGGCUCGCCGCAGGGCGCUCGGCACCUGCCCGGCCAAGCCGGCGGCUUCGGCAGCGGCGGCUACGAGCGGCCGAGCCGCGGCGAGGAGGAGGAAGCGGCGGAGGAGGAGGAGGAGGAGGAGGCGGCUGCCCGCGCCCGCCCGCCCCGCCGCCCGCAGCCGCCGCUCCACGCCGCGCUCUCCACCUCCUCCUCCGAGGGCGACCCCGAGCCGGCGGCGCCGCCGCGGGAGCGCAGCCUCAGCGACGAGGCCGCCGCCGGAGACUUCGACUCGGCCGAGUCCGGCGCGUCGCUGCGGUACUCGACGGGCACGGGCGGCGAGGGCAGCGAGGGCGAGGGCGCGGGGCUGGGCAGCAGCGACAGCGGCGGCAGCGGCUUCUCGCUGGCGGCCAGCGCGCUGCCCGAGAGGCGGCGGCCGGGCGGCGGCCGGCCCCGCUAUGAGGUGGUGCGGGAGCUGGGCGCCGAGGAGGUGCGCUGGUUCUACCGCGAGGACCGCAAGACCUGGAAGCCCUUCAUCGGCUACGACUCGCUGCGCAUCGAGCUGGCCUUCCGCGCCCUGGGCGGCAGCGGCGGCGGCGGGGAGCCGGCAGCCGUGGAGCCGGUGUGCGUGAGAAGCGGGCUCUACGAGGUGGACGUGGCCAGCGCCGAGAGCUACCCCGUCUAUUGGAACCAGUCUGAAAAGAUCCCUGUCAUGCGUGGCCAGUGGUUUAUUGAUGGGACUUGGCAACCCCUGGAAGAGGAGGAAAGUAAUUUAAUAGAGCAGGAGCACCUCAACCGCUUCAAAGGCCAGCAGCUGCAGGAGAGCUUUGAUAUGGAAAUAUCCAAACCUGUUGAUGGGAAGGAGGCCAUUCACAGCCUAAAGCUGAGCCGUAACCAUGUGGACUGGCACAGUGUGGAUGAGGUCUAUCUGUACAGUGAUGCCACAACAUCCAAAAUUGCAAGGACUGUCACACAAAAGUUGGGGUUUUCCAAAGCUUCAAGCAGUGGGACAAGGCUACACAGGGGCUAUGUAGAAGAAGCCACGUUAGAGGACAAGCCACCCCAGACCAGCCACAUUGUGUUUGUUGUGCAUGGCAUUGGGCAGAAAAUGGACCAAGGAAGGAUCAUCAAAAACACAGCCAUGAUGCGAGAUACAGCAAGAAAAGUGGAAGAAAAAUAUUUUUCCAACCUUGCAACGCACGUGGAAUUCCUUCCAGUGGAGUGGAGAUCAAAGCUGACCCUCGAUGGAGACACUGUGGACUCCAUAACCCCGGAUAAAGUGCGGGGUUUGAGGGACAUGCUCAACAGCAGUGCCAUGGACAUCAUGUACUACACCAGCCCUCUCUACAGGGAUGAGCUGGUGAAGGGGCUGCAGCAGGAGCUGAACCGCCUCUACUCCCUGUUCUGCUCCCGGAACCCCGAGUUCGAGGAAAAGGGAGGGAAGGUCUCCAUCGUGUCCCACUCCCUGGGCUGUGUCAUCACCUAUGACAUCAUGACUGGCUGGAAUCCGGUCAGGCUCUAUGAGCAGCUGCUGCAGAAGGAGGAGGAGGAGCUGGAGGAGAGUUGGAUGAGCUACGAGGAGCGGCGUCUGCUGGAGGAGCUUUACCUGACCAAGCAACGGUUGAGAGAGAUAGAAGAGAGGUUACAUGAGUUAAAGGCAUCCACCAUAUCAAAACCACCUGUCUUAAAAUUUAAGGUUGAGAAUUUCUUCUGUAUGGGAUCCCCCCUGGCCGUGUUCCUGGCCCUGCGUGGGAUCCGUCCCGGCACCAGCGGCAGCCAGGACCACAUCCUGCCCAGAGCCAUCUGCAACCGCCUGCUGAACAUCUUCCACCCCACAGAUCCAGUGGCCUACAGAUUAGAACCCUUAAUCCUGAAACACUACAGCAACAUCUCGCCCGUGCAGAUCCACUGGUACAACACAGCCAACCCCCUCCCCUACGAGCACAUGAAGCCAAGUUUCCUGAACCCCAGCAAAGAAGCUACCUCAGCCCCGGAGAGCGAGAGCGCCUCGGCCGCGCCCAGCCCCACCACGUCGCCGGUCAUGGUGCGGCGCCACUACGGGGAGUCCAUCACCAACAUUGGCAAAGCCAGCAUCCUGGGAGCCGCGAGCAUCGGGAAGGGCCUCGGUGGGAUGCUCUUCUCCAGGUUUGGCAGGUCCAGUGCCACCCCCCAGACCAUGGAGGCAGGAAAAGAUGGCCCUGAGGGGGAUGAGAAGAAGGCCACGACUGUUGGGACCCCACCUCUGCCCCACAGCAGCUCGGGAUUCCUCGAACCCACAGUGGAACUGGAGCACAGGAUCGACUUUGAGCUCAGGGAAGGUCUGGUGGAGAGCAGAUACUGGUCUGCAGUCACCUCCCACACCGCUUACUGGUCAUCUCUGGAUAUUGCCCUCUUCCUCCUCACCUUCAUGUACAAGCAAGACCAAGAAGAGACUGACAAAUCCAAUUUAGACACUCUCUGAAUUUUGGACUGAGGACUGGAGAGGAAACUUGAAAAACCAAUGGCACAAAGCAGAUGUUUGACUGCAGAGCUGCAGGACCUGUGGCAUGGAGGUUUCAGGUUUAAGUGCAUGUUUGGGGGGUUUUCCUUUUUCUAAAGAGGAGAGGUUAUUUGUAUUUCAAAGCACUUUAUAGUUUUCAACGUUUUGCAGUGCUGAAUUAGACCUGAAAGGGUUCCAAAUUCCUGUCAACAUGGGCUGUACAAAGAGCCAAGACAGCAUUGUAGCAUCCCAUGAGCAGUUGUGCUUGGGUGACAUCCUUGUUAAUGACCAUAAUUGCUGUUUAGUUCAUUAAAAUAUUUUAAAAAAUUAGUGGGUUAAAAAAAAAAAAACAAAAAAAAAAAAAAACCAACAACAAACCAAACUUAAAUUGAUUUCCAUUAACAAAAAAAAAAAUACAUGUUCAGUACAAACCUAAACCUGCCAUGUGCUGAUGUUUUAUGUACCUGUGAAUUACAAGCAGUGGUGUCAUUUUUCCAGGACUUUCAGCUCCACAUCCAAUUAUUCCCACAUUGGAAGCCCAUUCUGACUGCUGGCUUCUGAGGUCCUGUCCUUUGUGGCACAUUUAGAAACUAAUGCUGAACAGAAAAAAAAAAAAAAAAAAAAAAAGCAUGAGGCAAAUAUUUGAAAUACUGUAAUUAUAAUUUAUUAUUCUCUCUAAUCGUUUCAUUUUAUUCCAGUGUAUAAAACAUUACUUUUUUACUGAUUUCUUUUGACAUAAUUUAAGAACCACAUUUAUUUUCUACAGUGUUAAAACUUUUUCUCAGAAAUACAUAUCUUUGUACUACUAUUCAAAUGAAUAUAUGGACACUGUGGCACACUUUAAGUAUUUUUUCAUUAAAAAUAAAUAUUUGUGGUUUCACACAAAUGAGAUCAGUCACCUUCUUCUCAGAGGUAAGUGCCUUUGCUUUUUCAGGUUCCAAAAGUGAGAUUGGUUUGCAGAGGACCCAGCUGUCCUUUGUUUACCAUAAUUAAAUCCAUACAUGUGUGUGUUUGUAUAAAAACAUAUGGAGGUGUAUAUUUAUGUGCAGGGGGAGGGAGGCACCAUAAAAUAAACUUGGUGAGGCCUGAGAAUACCAACAUU
Messenger RNA from Melozone crissalis (California towhee), 3574 nucleotides. It is a transcript of the gene DDHD1, whose product is annotated as DDHD domain containing 1. The transcript has 12 exons. NCBI's taxonomy places the organism in Eukaryota, Metazoa, Chordata, Aves, Passeriformes, Passerellidae. The record is from RefSeq and is a predicted model, not a curated record. The coding region runs from base 1 to 2454 and encodes 817 amino acids. Gene Ontology annotation, molecular function: glycerophospholipase activity; metal ion binding. Gene Ontology annotation, cellular component: cytoplasm.